AUGGCGCAGUCUCAGAAUCGAACCCCGCCUGCGGUCAUGGGCGCCGUCACCGAGCAAAUCGGCAACACCCCUCUCGUUCGCCUCAACAGGCUGCCAAAAGCCCUGGGCAUAGAAGCAACGGUAUACGCCAAACUAGAAUUCUUUAACGCCGGCGGGAGCGUCAAGGACCGUAUCGCCCUGCGCAUGAUCGAGGAGGCAGAGCGCUCGGGAAGGAUAAAGCCUGGCGACACUUUGAUCGAGCCCACCAGCGGCAAUACGGGAAUCGGAUUGGCUCUUGUUGCUGCUGUGAAAGGCUAUAAGGCAAUCAUCACCUUGCCCGAGAAGAUGUCGGCGGAGAAAGUCGCCGUGCUUCGCGCGUUGAAUGCCACGAUCAUCCGCACCCCUACCGAGGCGGCCUUUGAUUCCCCAGAGUCUCAUAUCGGAGUGGCCAAGCGUCUGGAGAAGGAGCUGCCUAACGCGCAUAUUUUGGACCAGUAUGGCAACCUGGAUAACCCGCUGGCACACGAAUAUGGAACCGCAGAGGAGAUUUGGACCCAGACCGAGGGCAAGGUCAGUGCGAUUGUUGCUGGAGCCGGGACCGGUGGCACCAUCACUGGAAUUACCCGUGGACUGAAGAAGCAUAACCCCUCGAUCAAGGCCAUUGCGGCCGAUCCUCAUGGCUCUAUCCUCGCCGUACCAGAGCCCCUGAACCAGGAACACCUUAACGAGGCCUAUAAGGUGGAGGGAAUCGGUUAUGACUUCAUUCCUGAUGUCCUCGACAGGAGCAUCAUUGACAAGUGGUACAAGACCGGCGAUAGGGAAUCGUUCAAAUAUGCUCGACAGCUUAUUGCAGAGGAGGGACUACUUGUCGGUGGAAGUAGUGGAAGCGCCAUCGACGGAUUAGUACAGGCUUCAAAGGACGGUCUGGUCGGUAAAGAUGAUGUCGUUGUUGUCAUAUUGCCUGAUAGCAUCCGAAGCUACUUGACCAAGUUUGCCGACGAUGACUGGCUUGCGGCGAACAACCUGCUUCCAGAAUCCACCGAAGCCGUUCCUCCAUCACCACAACUGGCUCCCCAGGGAUCAACUGACCGAUUCGCGGGCGCCAAAGUCAAGGCACUGCGUCUCAAGCCCGUCACGACAGUAUCUGCCAGCUCAUCCUGCUCAGCAGCCAUUGAAACCAUGAGAGAAAAGGGUUUCGACCAGCUUCCCGUCCUCGCAUCUCAAAGCCGAAGACUAGUCGGUCUCGUAACCCUCGGAAACAUUCUCAGUUGGAUCUCUCGCGGCCGAGCCACUGGCAACAGCCCCGUGUCGGACGUCAUGUUCGAUUUCUCGAAGAUAUCUGAAAUCGUUACCGACCCGCGCAACCUAGGCAAGCUACCAAAGACUGAAGCCGAAGGUAGCAAACGCCGCGAAUUCGUCGAGAUCACAAUGGACACACCCCUGAGCGUUCUCAACCGUUUCUUCGAGUGGAACAGCGCAGCGGUAGUGACUGAGAAGGACGAGUCUGGAAACAUGAAGCCACUCGCCGUCGCGACCAAGGUCGACCUCUUGACCUGGCUCCUACAGCAAAACAAGGCCGUUUAG
Molecule: messenger RNA, 1563 nt
Organism: Arthroderma uncinatum
Lineage: Eukaryota; Fungi; Ascomycota; Eurotiomycetes; Onygenales; Arthrodermataceae
Product: cystathionine beta-synthase
Exons: 4
Coding region: 1-1563 (520 amino acids)
Cellular component (GO): cytoplasm
Molecular function (GO): cysteine synthase activity; cystathionine beta-synthase activity
Source: RefSeq, a predicted model, not a curated record